AUGAUGUGGGUGACGGCGGUACUACUGUGGGUCCGGUGCGCUGCGUCGCAGCAGCAGCAGCAACUGGAGACGCCGGCGCGGUACGACUUCGUGGUGGUGGGCGGCGGCACGGCAGGCUGCGCGCUGGCGGCGCGGCUGUCCGAGGUGCGCGGCUGGCGGGUGCUUCUGCUGGAGGCGGGCGGCGCGCCGCCGCAGGCCGCAGACGUGCCGCUGGCGGCCAGCAUCGCGGCGGGUCCGGGCUCGCCCCUCGACUGGGGCUACCGGGCGGAGCGCGAUGCGCGCUUCUGCCGCGCCAUGGAGGGCGGCCGCUGCCGCUGGCCCCGCGGCAGGACGCUGGGCGGCAGCUCCGCCAUCAACUUCAUGAUCCACUCCAGGGGCAGCCCGCACGACUACGACCACUGGGCCAGGCUGGGCAACCGCGGCUGGGCCUACCGCGACGUCCUGCCCUACUUCCGCAAGAGCGAGGACGCACGGCUGCCGGCGGACUUCGGCGCCUCGGCGGAGUUCCGCGGCUUGGCCGGCCCUGUGCCGGCGCGGUCCGCCGCGUGGCGCUCGCCGCUGGCGCCGCUGUUCGUGGCCGCCGCGCAGCAGGCCGGCCUGCCCCGCAACGACCCCAACGGGCCGCACCAGGUCGGCGUCAGCUUCGUACAGGCGACGGUGCGCGGCGGCCGGCGGUGGAGCGCGGAGCGAGCCUACCUGCGGCCGGCGCUGGGCAGGCCCAACCUACGCGUCCUCACCGGGGCGACGGCCACCCGGCUGAUCAUCGACCCGGCCACCAACUCCACGCGCGGCGUCUGCUUCAUACGGGGCGGACGUGCGCAGGAGGUGCUGGCAGACAAGGAGGUGAUCCUGUCUGCGGGCGCCAUCAACUCCCCGCAGCUGCUGAUGCUGUCCGGCGUGGGACCCCGCGACCACUUGGAGAGCCUGGGAAUCCCCGUCGUGCAGGACCUGCCAGCCGUGGGGCAGAACCUGCAGGACCACCCCGCCAUGGGCGGAAUCACUUUCACCGUCAACGAGUCGGUCACCAUCAUCGACAAGAGGGACGCCCUCAACCCGGCCAACUGGUUCGACUACCUGUUACGUGGCAAAGGGCCUCUCACAUUGCCAGGCGGCGCAGAGGCGUUGGCGUUUGUGCGGACGCCGCUGGCGGAGGGCCCGGGCCCCGACGUGGAGCUGGUGAUGGGCGCAGGAGCGCCCUCCGGCGACUCGCUGGGCUUCCUGCGGCGCCUCGUGGGCUGGCGGCGCGGCGCGUGGCGGAGUGUGUGGGGCGCCGCGGCCGGCCGGGGCGCCGACGCCUGGUCCCUGGCCGCCGUGCUGCUGCGGCCGCGCUCCCGCGGCUCCGUGCGCCUGCGCAGCCGCAACCCGCUGCACGCGCCCGUCCUGCGGGCCAACUACUACGACGACGAGCGGGACCUGCAGGCGCUCGUCCACGGCAUCAAGUUUGCGGCGUCGCUGGGGGAGUCGGGCCCGCUGCGGCGCUUCCACAGCCGGCUGCUGCGAGUGCCGGCGCCGGGCUGCGAGCGGGAGGCCUUCGGCUCGGACGGCUACUGGGCGUGCGCGGUGCGCCAGCUGGCCUUCAACCUGCACCACCAGGCGGGCACCUGCGCCAUGGGCGCCGUCGUCGACAGCCGGCUGCGCCUGCGCGGCGUGCGGGGCGCGCGCGUCGUCGACGCCUCAGUUAUGCCCGCCGUGCCGUCGGGACACACCGCCGCGCCCGUCUACAUGAUCGCCGAGAAGGCCGCCGACAUGAUCAAGCAGGACUGGGGGCAGCCCAUCCAGUAG
Schistocerca cancellata (South American locust) is the source of this 1782-nucleotide messenger RNA. Its product is annotated as glucose dehydrogenase [FAD, quinone]-like. The transcript is spliced from 6 exons. The record is from RefSeq and is a predicted model, not a curated record. The coding region runs from base 1 to 1782 and encodes 593 amino acids. NCBI's taxonomy places the organism in Eukaryota, Metazoa, Arthropoda, Insecta, Orthoptera, Acrididae. Gene Ontology annotation, molecular function: oxidoreductase activity, acting on CH-OH group of donors; flavin adenine dinucleotide binding.